AUCUGAUUACAGCUGUCCAAUGGAAGGGCUAAAUCAUUUUAUUUCAAGACUUUGACCCGGACACUUACUGCAGACUGAGGAGAGCUGACUUUCUGACACACACAACAGGUGCUGCAUCCUCAGCUAAAAUGUUUUUUUCUGUUGCCUGUGUUCCAAUGGCUGUGGUCUUUGGCUUGGUUGUUCUGGUUGUUAGUCUUGCAGUCUGCGCUGUCAUGUAUAAACGUAGAAGUGACAAGAAGAAAAAUGCAUUGCUUCGAAAUGAAUCACAAAGGAGUGUGGAAAAACAAUAUGAGGUGGCACAGGAGGCUACUCAACUCAGAAGACAAUUUGAGGAAGUCAAGAAAAAGGAGGAGGAUGACAAGAAGAAGCUUCAGUCAGUGGUUAACAUACUGAAGGGACAGAAGAAGAAAAGUGAGGAACAGAAAGAUAAACUCAAAGAACAACUUGAGGAGAACAAGAAGAAUCUUCAAUCAGUGGAGACAGAAAUAAAAGAGAAAGAAAAGACACAUGACAAACCCGAGAGUUUAUUAAAACAAAAGGAGGACCUAUUACAGGCUCAGUGGAAAUUGGACGAGAAAAAGAAAAACUGUGAGCAGCACAUACUGAACAUAGAUCAACUGCUGGAGCUCCUAGAGAUUCUGGUUACUUAAACAGGAAGAAGGGUGUUUCAAUCUGGUUGGAUUAGCAGAUUAACAGACAGAAAGGAACUAACAAUCAGAGCAUAUCAAAGUCACUAGAAGUAAAACAGGAGAACAAAUAAAGUUCACAAACAUUUCAGUGAAAAUAUAAUAUAAUAAUAAUAUGAAAUAAUAAUAAGAAAAGAUAAUAUAAUAUAAUGGAAAAUUGCUUUGUGAUUAGUUUUGUUUGAAAUUUAAAACUCUGGCUGCUUUUUGUUGAUGAUGAUUGUAAAUAUUUUUGAAAAAUAAAAAAUAAAAAGCUUAUGUGGAAAUCUUUUUCCCACUGUGAGAGCUUCUACUGCUGGAUUCUACGUUGAUCUUGAGAAGCCACAGAUCCCUGCUCUAAAGACUUCAGUCCUGUGCCUUCGGAAACUGUUAUAAAUCGCUUUUUCAUCAGUAGUUGAUAUGACCAAUCUAUUAUCUGACACCUGGUUAGGGUCUGGUUACGCACCAGACCUCCCAACAGGGUUUUAAGGUAUAUAUUUAGUCCUAAUUAAAAAGAGCCAUAAUGUGCUAUCACAUAUUACAUAUCAUGUAGAGUCAUAUUUCAUGCAAGCACGUACGACCUACAGUAAUUCAGUAUUGCCAGAAUUGUUCCUCCAUCCUGCAGGACUUUGAAAGGAGCAUGUUUUCCUUGAAUAUGUUAAAGUAGUCCCAGUCUGCCCUCUGCAGUCUUUCAGACACUUUUCCUUCUGGGCUGUGAGAGACGACAAAGAUAAAACCUGUGGUCCCUGCUCAGUUUUUAUUGUCUCAAUGGACUUCACCAUAUUUAAAUAGAGGUGUGGUAGAGAUACAAUAACACCUGUAGGCAAAAUGACAGUUUGGAAAUUUUCUUCACUGUGCACAUGCACCAAAAUUAAGAUAAAUUGAUUGAUUGUUUUUUUGUGUAGAUCCAGAGAGUCCUAUAUACUAAGCUUAACAGUGGGCUUCUUCCAAAAAAAUAAAUAAAAAUGUGCACUCUCAAAGACAAUAUAACCUCGUUCCAGUAGUUACUUUGCAUUUGUAAAAGACUAGAUUGUCUUUCUCUCUCUAUUGCAUGUUGAUAUUCUGUUUCUUUAUCUAUUGCCACUUUACGCAGUGAACACCAAGAGGCACAAAAAACGAUUCUCUCUGAUAAGCAAGUAAAUAUUUAUAAAAGGUUUCAAUAAUCUUUUCAGCAUAACACUUUACAAAGUGCUUUACAGGAGGGAGAACAGAAACAACGUAUUAUAAAAUGAAUAAAAUCCAAAGAAAGUGAGUGAGUCUGUUCAGAAGAGAAAAAGUUUGAAAUCUGUUCAGGUCCAAGUGAUAGGGAGCCAGUGGAGGGAAGCUCAAACUGGAGUACAUUGUAAUCUUUGUUUAGUUUUCAUUAAAAGCUAUUUUCAUGCUGUAUAAUAUACAUCUAUGUAAAAGCUGCAGCAGGCGGGAACAAUCAGAACACUUAUCUGAUUACAGCUGUGUUCACAGUACAAGUUGUUUUAUUUAAGGACUUUGACCGGGCAACACGCAGCAUGUUACACUGAGAGGAGGCGGCUUUGACACAAACAGCGGGUAUGUAAGCUUAAGAUAGACAUUGUUACAUGAUUGAAUAUGUAUUGGAAUACAUAACUCUAUUUCUUUAUAACUCAAGCUUUAGGUUUUUGUCUCCACAAUGUUUGCGUAGACCCAAGACUCCAAACAAAAUGUAAUUUAAGUCAGAUUUUGAACAGCGUGCCGUCUGCUGCAGGAAACACUUUCAGUUUUGUGAUUCUGAAUCCAAAAAUGACUCUCAACCCUUUGCUACACUGGAAUUUUUUAGCAUAAAGAAUUUUCUAUAAGAGCCAUAUACAAUGACUGUAAUUGUUUCAUUGUUUUGUGUGUUUUUUCCUUCCAGCUGAUUCUGUCUCAUUCAGUUCUACCUCCAUUGUUCUAUCAUCGUCAUGCGUUCUUUCCUCUUUCCUGCUCUUGUGAUUGUCUUGGCUGUUCCAUCAUGGAAAUACUAUUUCCAAAAUGAUGAGAAAAUAAACCAUUGCAAGACAAAUUUACUGGAGGAAGAGAAAGAAGGGGAAAUAAUGAAUUCUAUGGAUCAACCUGCAAAGAAUGACACAAAUCAGAACCCGCAGGACAGAUUGUUCAUCAAACCCACAUUCUUUAUCUUCAGCCAUGACACUGUUUUGGUUCUUCUCCUUAUUCACACGAUUGGAGCUGAGCGGAUUGGAUACAUUUGCACAGUGGGUUGUCACAUGAGCUCGGCUGGUGGACUACUUGAACUGGCCAUUAGUUUUAUUGCCGUUGGUUGUGCCACGUAUAAAUUGAAACGCGAGAAAGCAGAGUUGGUGAAAGAAAACAUACAGCUUAAGGAGUCACUGGACAGAGAGAAAGACCGGGAAGAUUUUGUUCCAAUACUGAAUGAGGUGAAGACCAAACUGGACAACCAGAGGCAUCAACUCACACUGCGACUGGAGGAGGUGGAGAGGGAGAGGGAAGAGAACAAACUGAAGCUUCGGGCAGUGGAGGAGGAAAUAACAGAGAAAGAGAGGACAUCUGACAAACCGGAGGAAUUAUUAAGAGAAAAGGAACGUUUAUUGCGCGAGCAAUGGAAACUGGACGAGACAAAGAACAAUACUCAGGGACAGCUACUGAACAUUGAGAGACUGCGGGAGCCAAUAGAGGUUAAGUUUACCUGAAUAUAUUGAAAGAAAGAAAUGACUAUGCAAUUCUGACUUUUUGUAGAGUAGAGGAUGGAAAAAGGAAAACAAAUAUUUAUUUUGUGGCACUUAAAUACACCAAUAAUCCAAAAGGAGUAAAAAUUCUAAACUAUUACCAGUAAUACACCAGGGAACUUAAUUGUUCUCUGACUCAGUGCUUUCUAGAGAUACUGAAUGAAAAAAUAACUAUAAUCUUAUAUGUUAUAACAGGCUUUACAACUGUAUUCAUGGUUCUACAAUAUUAGAUCUUACACAUUAGAAAUCCACACAUACAAAGUUCAACAUUUAUAGAAGAGAACAAAAAUACAAAAUAAUUUGUAACCACAUUGGUAGAAGUAGUGCAGGUUUGACUGUAAGGAUAUCUGGGCAAUAAGUUAGAGCUGAAUAAGACUUAAAGUGUUACUUGACAAAGUAUGUACAAUGGUGUGAAUGUGUUACUUGUUUGUUUUUUUACUUUUGUAAGGUAUCUUGGAAUAUGCAAACAUUUACAAAGUCAAAGCAUUCUGAGGAUCUUGUGAUAUUCCUUUAAGAAGAUUUUGUAGAAACAUUUUCUAUAUAAAAAUGCUUUUUGC
Messenger RNA from Dicentrarchus labrax (European seabass), 3915 nucleotides. RefSeq lists its product as uncharacterized. Bases 2576 to 3322 code for a protein of 248 amino acids. The record is from RefSeq and is a predicted model, not a curated record. Lineage: Eukaryota; Metazoa; Chordata; Actinopteri; Moronidae. The transcript has 7 exons.